Cyprinodon tularosa is the source of this 1397-nucleotide messenger RNA. RefSeq names its product DTW domain containing 2 (gene dtwd2). The transcript is spliced from 6 exons. The record is from RefSeq and is a predicted model, not a curated record. The coding region runs from base 59 to 916 and encodes 285 amino acids. Lineage: Eukaryota; Metazoa; Chordata; Actinopteri; Cyprinodontiformes; Cyprinodontidae.
CUUUAUUUUCCGAAGUACGUGAACGCAACAUUGAGGUUAGCUCGUGGCCAACGCCGCAAUGGACAAUGGUCCAUGUUUGUGCUCUACUGUCACGCUGGAGGAAAACGGACUAACGGUUUGUGACAGUUCUUGCACGGAUGAUGAAUUGGUGGACGCUUUUGGAGACCUGACUGCCCUCCCGGUUGAAGUUGAGGAAAGAAGACCGACCUGUUUACGCUGCCGUCGCCCUCAGAAGGUGUGUCUCUGUCCCUUUCUUCCUCAACAACCACUGGAGGUGUCCACAUGUCUGUACGUAGUGCAGCACCCUGCAGAGGAAAGCAGAGUACUUCGAACUGUGCCUCUUUUAGCUGCAUGUUUGCCACAAGGAAAAUGCAACGUUAUAGUAGGAAGGAGGUUUAAUGAAGAAAAGCAUCCAGAGCUAGCUGCUGUGUGUCAGGAUGACCGAACACUCAUCCUAUACCCUGGACCUAAAUCCCAGAACCUGGAGGAAUUAGUGCAAUGCCAAGAGGUCGCCACCGUGAAACAUAAUGUGAUCAUCAUAGACGGGACAUGGAGCCAGGCCAAAAAUAUGUUCCUGAAAAACAGCAUGUUUCACCUUCCAAAACAGGUCCAGCUGAACAGGACGCUGUCUAGCCAGUAUGUGAUCCGGACACAGCCUUCCAACAUCUGUUUGUCCACGCUGGAGUGUGCUGCUGUGGCUUUGUCCAUCCUGGAGCAGAAAGAUGAGAUCCAAGAGAUACUGCUGAGGCCUCUGAAAGCCCUGUGCUCCUUCCAGCUACAGCAUGGCGCUCAGAUUCAUCACAGCAAAGAGCAUCUCCUUAGGAACGGCAUGUACGACAAACCCAUGCCAAAAAACAAACGCAAGAUUAAAAGAAUGGAGAAACUCAUGACUGACCACAGCAUCUGUCCAAGAUGAGACCUAGAGAAGGAUCUUAGAAUAUCUUUGCACACUUUUUUUCAACAACUUUUGGACUGAAUCAUCUUGAUACAAAUGUGCAAAUAACUGGACUUUUUUUUUCAUUGUUUGUUUAGUUUUUUUAUGCUUGUUUUAUGUUGAGAAUUUGAAUUUAUAUACUGAGUUUUAAAUCAGAGACUGAAGUUUUACUUGAAGUGUUUUACAACAAAUGAGAUUUGUUAGUUUUUUGUUUGCUUUAUCCAGGAGUUGUUUACCCAAAAAUACGGUAAACAAAGGGAUGCUGUUGUGUAUAGUGGUAGCCUUUCCUAUAUAAGGGCUAGGAUUAUUCAAUGUUUUUCACAAAACAAAGUCUUAAAGAAAGAGCAGCAUUUAAGUACAACAAUUACCAAAGCUGUAUAAAUGUUCAUCUUUUUAGUGUUCAAUUUACUAACUGGAUAUGUAAAUAGAUCACUUGUAAAUAAAACCUGUUUGACCUUUAAAA